This is a messenger RNA of Chondrus crispus (carragheen), 989 nucleotides long. RefSeq lists its product as hypothetical. Bases 132 to 755 code for a protein of 207 amino acids. NCBI's taxonomy places the organism in Eukaryota, Rhodophyta, Florideophyceae, Gigartinales, Gigartinaceae. The transcript is spliced from 5 exons. Gene Ontology annotation, biological process: intracellular protein transport; endoplasmic reticulum to Golgi vesicle-mediated transport; Golgi organization. Gene Ontology annotation, cellular component: COPII-coated ER to Golgi transport vesicle; endoplasmic reticulum-Golgi intermediate compartment; endoplasmic reticulum. The record is from RefSeq and is a predicted model, not a curated record.
CGCGUCAAGCCCUCGGCUUUCUCCAUCACGCUCAACUCCCUGGUCUUCCCGAAAUUUGCACGCGGUUGCUUUGUGUCAUUCCCUUCUGACGAACGGGCUUUCCGCGAUUGUUUUCCAACAGCCUGCGAAACAUGCACGCGUGUUUAUUCCUGGCAGCCCUGCUUCUGUGCCUGGCAAGCGAGUCAUCUGCCAUCAGCUUUGAUUUGCCACCAGGGAAGGAGGAAUGCUUUUUCGAGGACGUUCACCAAGGGACAAACAUCAACGGCGCCUACGUCGUCACGCGCGGAGGCUCGCAUUUGGAUAUUGACGUCUCGAUCUUUAAUCCGGAUUCGACGCAGGUCUACAAUGCAAAGCGCGAAGGAGAGGACAAGUUUAUGCUCAAGGCUGACAAAGACGGCAUGUACAAGUUCUGCUUCAGCAAUUCGAUGAGUAUGGUGUCGCACAAGACUGUAAAACUUGUGAUUACGACAGGUGACCCUAUCGAUUUUUCCAAGCUGGCAAAGAAGGAAAGCAUGGAUGUCGUAGAGCGAUGGAUAGUGAGCAUCUCGAAAACCGUUCGCAUGAUUGACUUCCAUCAACAAGAAUAUAGAAACCUCCAUGAGCGUCACUUGUUUGCUGUGGCAUCGACAAAUCGCCGGGUCAAGUGGUGGUCGUUUUUGGAAUGCGUUGCCGUUAUGGUCGUGUCCGGUAUUCAAGUCAUGUUCAUUAAGAGAAUGUUUAACAAGAGCGCUCCCGGCAUCAAACGCAUGGUGUAGCGCCAAUUACCAUUAAACUUACUUGCAUAAACUUUCUCCUAGAGUUAGUAUCACUAAGGAGUUUGUUGUGCCAAAAGCGCAUGGAAUCUGGCUUCAACCGUUGUACAGUAUCUUUAUUUCGAUUCGCAAGUUUGCUUUGCAAGACUGUUAGCUUUUUCUCGAUAGUUUCGUAAGUUUCUUCGCGGGGGUAAUCCUCUUUCCUGUGGCUGCCCGCUUAAACCGUUCGAUCCCCCU